AUGAAAGAAGCCUCCUGGGUUCCGGCAGCUUUGACUGCCGUCACUGGCUGCACCGGUUAUGCUGCAAUGUGCUGGGCUUUGGACUUUCUGACACCACUUCCUGAUCUCGAAUCAGUGAUGGUGGCCCUGCUGAUCCAUGAAGCCUGGGUGACGUUUCAGCAUGCAAAUGUGCUCUUCAACCCGUUUUGCCAGCAACUGGAUCGGCGCUAUGGAGUUUCGAUGCUGCGAAAGGGACAGCACUGGGUGAUUGCAAGCGUACUGGUGAUGUACUGGUGCAGAGAGGUUUUUAGCAUGCUCUUCUGUUUGCCAUACAUCUCCCUGCACGCACAAGUCGCGGUUUUCGUCUCUGUAGCCUAUCACACGGUGAAGAUGCUCAGCAUCUGCAAAGACGCACAAAGGUGUUGGUCCCCAACCUUGGGCAUAAUGAAACUGCUGAUCGACCAUUGGCAUUUCCAAAGCCUCCGCACUCAAAUGGUGAGCCUUUUGCGUAUGGCACUGCAGGGCUAUGACACCUUCACCCAUGUUCUCGUUGUGCGCGAUCUCAUCAAUGGGCUGGGUGGAGAGGGUGUGCUGUUUUUGCACAUCACCUUCUGCCUGUGGCUGCUUCAUGCAGUGAUGAACCAAAUAUCUCAGAAGAGCACAGCCACUUUGGUCGUAGAAACUUGGCGCCACAUGCUUGGCUUUGCACGCCCCAAGUCUGAGGAGAAAGUUCUGACCGCUGACCCGGUGGAGACAUGUGUUGUCUGCGAUUUACUGCAUCACCGAGCAGGAAAGUUUUGGAAAGAUGCCGCGCAGAGGAAGAGAAGUCAGAGCGGAGGGUGCCCGAGUCAAAGGGCGUCGCCUGGACUUAGUAGACAACUUAUGGCUGCGAUCUUCACUUUGCAAAUCGGAUCUACGAUGUAUUCAAUGCUGCUCUUUAUUUUGGGUGGCUUGCAACUGGGCACUCCGCUCAGUUCUGCUUCAAUUUCACUCAUCUUCUUUUUGCAUGAAGGAUGGGUGAUGCUCCAACAUGCCAAUGUCUUGCUGAACCCCUUCUGCCAACAUCUUGAUCGAAAUUAUGGAGUCUCUCUACUUCAGAGUGGCCAGCACUGGGUCAUUGCUGGUGUUCUCGUGAUGUACUGGUCGCGUGAAGUGCUCAGCAUGCUUUUCUGCCUCACCUCUGUCACUUACAGGACUCAGGUUGCAAUCCUGGUCUCAUCUACCUACCACUUGGUGAAGAUGUACAGUAUUUGUGUGGAUGCGCAGAGGCGCUCGUCUCCAACCCUGGGAAUUAUGAGGCUGCUGAUUGAUCAUUGGCACAACGAAACCCUGGCGCAGCUGGCCGUCAGUGCUCUCCGAAUCUUUCUGCAAGGCGGUGAUACUUUCACUCACGUGCUGAUUGUGAAAGACAUGCUUGGCGACCCUGGUGACGGACGGCUUCGAUAUUUGCAUCUUCUGUUUGUAGUUUGGAUUGCCCAUGCGGCUCUAAAUCAAGCAACCCAGAAGAGCACCGCUACUCUUGUGGUUGAAGCGUGGCGCAAGGUGUAUAGACCGGUGGUGCACGACAGUGGCGGUACCUCCCAAACUUGUCGCGUUUGCAGCCUAUUGAGCGAGAAAGGUCCAAACAGCACCAGGGAAACCGGUGCGAAGAAGAAGGAUGAAAAUGUUUCCGUGGAUUUAGUGUUCCUCUCGCAUCCUGCAUAUCCAAGUUCUUUGUUCAGCCUUUGGUGGCCAAGCGCUGUAAGCGCCGGUGGCUGGAAGGCAGCCUGGUGGAUGCAGUUGGUUGCACCACCUUUAUCACUUCUCAUACCAAUCCUAUGGCCAUGGCUGCGGAAUGGGGAGUGUAUGGAAGUGGCAGAGGACAUCGAAUAUUCAGGCAUCCGGAUGCAGAAUUGGGUCCUGUCCAACUUCGGCUAUCAAUACGUCCUAUGGCCCUUCCGAAGACUUGUAGAAGAACGCAUUGUCAAGACCGCCAGGCUGGCAGAGCACCGGAAAGUGUCUGUCCUUUGCCUUGGAGCUUUGAACAAGGCCGAAUGGAUGAACAAUGGUGGCUUGGGCCUGCUCGUGGGUUCCACCAGCAAGAUGCGGAUCGUUCAUGGCAACACCUUGACAGCCGCAGCUGUGGUGGAAACUGCCAAAGCGCUGUUUGGGGAUGCCUGCGAAGUGUUUGUCACAGGCGCUUCCAGCAAAGUUGGAACGGCCGUGGUCUUGAGCUUGCUGCAAAAUGGCUUCGAAGUCCUGGCGCACUCCAGUGACUCCAACCGAUCCAAAAAGCUGCUGGCCAAGUGCCGCUCCUUCGAUCCGCAGGUGGCUGGAAGGAUACGGGUGACCACUUCGCUGGUGAAAGGAGUGCAUGUGCGGCAUUGGGUGGUGGGAAAGAGUGACCGGAAGGUGCUGAACUACGUGCCACAAGGAGCGAAGGCUGUAGUCUUUAGCGUGCCCAAUCCCUUCGAGUCAGGGCGACGCGAUGUUUUAGUGCUCCCAGGGGGGAUUCUCCACAUGGAUCUGACGAAGCUGUCCAAGCCCAGACAAUUUUCAAAUUUGCUGGAAGACCAUGAAAUCUAUGCUUGCCAUGCAGCUGGCGUUGUUGCAGCUGCAAAUCCAAACUGGCUUGACGAGCUGGGCGAAGUACGCUUGGAAGAUAUGUCAGUGCAGUGGAAGGCCGCUCUGAAGAUGGGCUUCUCACUGCCAGAGAUCCCCAGUCAAGCAGAACACUCAAGCAGACGAUCUCCUUCCAGUCCUGCAGUCAUUGUUGUGGGGGGCGGCCCAUCGGGCUUGGCAGCAGCUGCUGCCCUGGUGCAAAAAGGUGAGGAUGUGGUGGUUCUGGAGCGGCAGAAGAGCAUCCAGGGAGGCUGGUGUCAACACUUUGAUGGCCUCACUAUCACCACCAGGGCAUCGACAUGUGGUUUGCCUGACUUCCCUGUGAAGCUGUUCACCUGCAACGAUGAACUCAAGGGAACUGAGUAUGUGGAUUACCUGGUGGCCUAUGCAGCCAGAUUUGCUCUGGAUGUGAGAUGUAACAUGGAGGUGGUGCAGAUCAAAGAGCACGGCGGACGGUGGAUGGUUUCCGUCAGACAUCCUGACGGACAGGCCACAUUAACGUGUGACGAGCUGGUCGUAGCUACUGGGAAAAAUGCCAUUCCCAGGAUGCCCCGUUGCUACGACCGGCUGGAUUUGCAAACUGCUCCGAUCAUCCAUUCAUCCCAAUUGCAGGGGCAUCGCUUUCAGCAAGCUGUCUCUGCAGCUGCUGGGCAGCUCCUGGUCGUUGGCUUUGGAAAUUCAGCCGCGGAUAUUUGCAGCUUGAUCCUUCGUCAAGCUCCCUCUGGCAGCGUGCAUGUUUCUAUGCGUCGACUGCCUCCAAUCGUGAGGAGACAGUGGGGCCCCUUUCGGUUGGAAUGGUUCGCCAAACUUUUCUCACUCGCAUGUGACAAAAAUGGUGACCGCCUGACCCAUUGGUUGAUGUACAUGAUCGAGGGUGACAUGCAAAAGCUGUUUCCAGAUCUUGACACUUGGGGCGCUAGAAAGGAGAGACAUAUUCCAACAGUAGAUCGUGAUGGCUCUCUCUUGAGGCAUGUGCGCGAGGAGCGCAUAGUCCCACAUCAAGACAUUGAAAAGAUUGAACUGUGCAAACACAGUGAAGAUCCAUCGGAGACUAAGGUGGAAGUGAAGUUUGCUGGAGAAUCGGAUGUUCAUUCUUUCGAUUUUGUCAUCCUUUGCACUGGAUAUGAGUCAAGCCUUGAAGCUCAGUCGUGCUUAUCGACUGCUGAAGUGCUGGGCCGUGCUCAUUUUGUUGGCCUGGGGCCCGAACCGAAAGAUCUUCUACCGUUGGUCGGCAUUGGGCGUGAAGCCCGGACCGUUGCUACACAGAUCUCAGACUUGCUACAUCUCAAGCGGUCGCUGCUAUCGGACUUCGUCCUGAGGCACAUCCUUCGCAGUGACCAUAUCUGUGUGAUGCGUUGCGGCCUGGAGGUGGAUCGUGUUUUGCUCUUGCAAGCUUCGGCAGUAUGUGGAGAGGCUGCUCCAGACAUCCUGGAUCCCGGAGGUGUAGUGGCGGCAGAGUCGGGGUUUGGGGCCCUGCAGUGCAGACAAGAUCCGAAUGCUGGAGCGGAGCUGCUUGAACGCAAGAUGGUGUGCGGCGGUGUCAAUUCUUUGGGCGCAGUUCGUACCUACUCUUUGGGUACCUAUCGAAUUUGUGUUUGCGGAUCUUUCAAUCAAUAUGAUUGUUCAGAUCCGUCCCACUACUGGACACCAGCUGGUGAUGCGUUUCAGGUCUUGAUGCGCUCCACGGCACCGGGGGCGGCUCCCAGUGUUCCUCCACUUUCACUUCUAUCCGCAGAAAGCCCUGCCACAGCAGCUUGCUUUGCACCCACCCCACUGGGAUCGCAGAGGAGGCUUGCAGCUGGAUAUGAGGAUGGCGUAGUGCGCAUUUGGCGUCCGGCAGCGCCAAGGAUUGAUGCGGAGUUGGUGGGUCACCUGGAUCACGUGCAGGCCCUGGCCUGGUCUCCUGAUGGCAUGUGGUUGGCAUCAGCAGGUCUGGAUGGUAGCCUGCGCAUUUGGAACGUAGGAAUUCCGCAACACCCAUGCCCAAAUUGGGAACCAGUUUGGGCCAGACCUGGUGGAAACAUGCCGGACUUUGAUUGGCAGAACGUUAUCCUUGGACACUUGCUCUCCAUGGACCCUCUCAACAUCACAGAGGAGCCAUUUGUAAACUUUGCUGAGAGCCUUUCCAGCGUUGAUUUGGCCGACAUAGGUCAUUUGACCCUGAAGCGAGCUGCGCGGCAAUGCGAAAAGGCAUGCGGCAAUUUCCGUGAGAUGGCAGCAGAAUUCUGUGAGUGCAAACCGCAGUUCUCACGUUGUGCUGCGCAUCGCAAAGUUGUUCCUACACGGCAACAGACUGUACGCUGUGGCAAUGGACUGGGGCUUUGGUGCAUUGCUGGGCAUCAGGCAGCUCUCGGCGGGCCGAACUUCGAACUUCCCAAUGGAUGUGCCAAGCAGUGGGAGGUGGGGGUUAGCCCACGGCAAUGCAAGGUGUGUCGGCUCCAAAACGCCCUGGAAGUUUGCAAGAGCUGGAUGCAUGCUGAUCGUGAAGCCUGGAAAGCUGGGAGCUUGGAGCGACACCCCCCGGAACAGUGCCGUGUUCUCAAGGUUUCCGCUCUGCUUGAGGUCCUGGUGAUCCAUGACAAUGAGAGGUCCCAAAUCCGAUUGCAGCGAGCAGAAAGUCAUGGAGUUCCGCAUCCUCCGCAUCCCUUGAGCAUUCUUCGAUGUUUGGGCGUGCUCUGCUGCAAAGUUUGCAGAGGUUUGUGGAUCAAUCAGCAGCCUGGUGAGGAGAUUCCACUGGCGGCGAUUGAGAGCCUGUCGCUUGGGCUUCAGCAGAUCGCCUGCAAAAAUGUCAUGUCAAGGUUGCCCGGCUUCUUGGCCGAAGCGGGUGAACCAGCUACUUGUCACAGCGGAGUUGAACAGGUGAAGAAUGUUGAUCUUUCAAACAGCAAGAUAAGAGACAUGGACGGGACAUGCAAAGAUCAUAACUUGUCCAAAAUAGUCAAGGUAUUGGAUGUCUUCUACUACCAUGAGUUGGCCGAUAGCUGGCUUCGUUGUCCUCCACAUAUUGACCCCGGCUUGGUCACUCUCGUAGUGGCAGACCAGGAAGGCCUUGAAGCCCAGGAUGGAAAGAAUUGGGUGCCUCUGGGGCCUGCAGGUGCCUUUGCCUUGGCAGGGGCAGAGUGGGCGUAUUUUGCCUCGAUCGACUCGAAUGUGGACUCCAACUGUCCAAAGUGUCAGCCAUGUAUGCACCGUGUGAGAGUCAAGGAGAGAACUUGCCGUGCGAGUGCUGCUCUGGAAUUUCGUUUGAAUUCGCAGAGCCGUGAACUUGUCCAAAACGGGGCCUUGAAGUGCAGAACCGUUGAACCGGCAGAACUGGCAUCAAAAGUUUCACUGCACGUCAUGGCGGUGCUAUCAGUGGCCUUUUCCGUGGGAAUAGGCUCGGGUGUGGUGCUGGCAACGGGCGGUGACGACGACCUCAUUGGAUGGUUUGAGCUGACCACAAUUCUGUCUUCAGGACCUGAUUGCAAUUCAGAGCACAAGGAAAGUCUUGGAGUGUUGAAGCUGCAAAAUCUAUCUCGCAGCCGUUUGGCCUUUUACUCAGGGACACAUUUGGAAGGCCAAACCAAGUCUUAA
Molecule: messenger RNA, 6153 nt
Organism: Cladocopium goreaui
Lineage: Eukaryota; Dinophyceae; Suessiales; Symbiodiniaceae
Source: the annotation of a GenBank genome assembly